This is a messenger RNA of Saccharomyces cerevisiae S288C, 483 nucleotides long. RefSeq lists its product as uncharacterized. Lineage: Eukaryota; Fungi; Ascomycota; Saccharomycetes; Saccharomycetales; Saccharomycetaceae. The transcript has a single exon. The record is from RefSeq and is marked reviewed. Bases 1 to 483 code for a protein of 160 amino acids. Gene Ontology annotation, cellular component: membrane.
AUGAUGCCUGCUAAACUGCAGCUUGACGUACUGCGGACCCUGCAGUCCAGCGCUCGUCAUGGAACGCAAACGCUGAAAAACUCCAACUUUCUCGAGCGCUUCCACAAAGACCGUAUCGUCUUUUGCCUCCCAUUCUUCCCGGCACUUUUUUUCGUCCCAGUUCAAAAAGUACUGCAGCACCUCUGUCUUCGAUUCACGCAAGUUGCUCCAUACUUUAUAAUACAACUCUUUGAUCUGCCUUCCAGACAUGCGGAAAACUUGGCUCCCUUGCUUGCCUCUUGUCGAAUCCAAUACACUAAUUGUUUCUCUUCUUCUAGUAAUGGCCAGGUACCAAGCAUAAUUUCUCUGUAUCUGAGAGUAGAUCUCUCCCCUUUUUACGCUAAAAUAUUUCAAAUAUCCUACAGGGUCCCCAUGAUAUGGCUCGAUGUCUUCCAAGUAUUCUUUGUAUUCCUCGUCAUUUCGCAGCAUUCUCUCCACAGCUAG